Messenger RNA from Lasiosphaeria miniovina, 342 nucleotides. RefSeq lists its product as uncharacterized. The record is from RefSeq and is a predicted model, not a curated record. NCBI's taxonomy places the organism in Eukaryota, Fungi, Ascomycota, Sordariomycetes, Sordariales, Lasiosphaeriaceae. Bases 1 to 342 code for a protein of 113 amino acids. The transcript has 2 exons.
AUGAGCGCCUGCUCCAGACGACUGCACGACUGCUCUAUUACCACGCAACGCAUGGUUCCUAGAGAGGCGGCGCUCGAGGGCGGCGGCAGCGGCGCCUGCGGGGGAAACAUCGGCCUGCGGCUUGGUUACCUCCGGUUCGCGGCUCGCUCGUCGUCGUCGGCGGCGGCCAAGAAGGAGCUCUGUGACCACGGCCAGGCCAAGGCCGUCUUCUACCGCGCCAUCGCCACCUGCCCGUGGGCCAAGCAGCUAUACCUCGAGGCGUUUGAGCCGCCGCUGGCCGGCGCCAUGGCUACCAAGGGAUUGCGCACGCACGUCGACCUCGAGGAGGUUUGGGAUCGAUAG